AUGCAGAGGGCGGGGGCCGGGGGCCGGAGGGCCUCCGACUGCGGCCCUGCCCCUCAGCGGCCCCGGUGCAUCACCAAGUUUGCCCAGUACGUGGGCUCCUUCCCCGUGGACGACCUGGACCCCCAGGAGAGCGUGUGGCUGGUCCAACAGCAGCUGUGGGCGCUGAAGGACUGUCCCCGUCGCCGGGCCGUCAUCCUGAAAUUCAGCCUUCAGGGCCUCAAGAUCUACAGCGGGGAGGGCGAGGUGCUCCUGAUGGCUCAUGCCCUAAAGCGCAUCCUCUAUGCCACCUGGUGCCCAGCCGACUGCCAGUUUGCCUUCAUGGCCCGAAACCCCAGGAGCCCGGCCAGCAAGCUCUUCUGCCACCUCUUUGUGGGCAGCCAGCCUGGGGAGGUCCAGAUCCUUCACCUGCUGCUCUGCCGCUCUUUCCAGCUCGCUUACCUCCUGCAGCACCCGGAAGAGCGGGCGCGGCCCGAGCCAUGCCCGAGCACUGUGGGGGACGUGCCCCUGAAGCCGGUGUCCGGCCCCGGGCACCCCCCUGGCCUAGUACGGGAACCCUUCGGCCGGGAUCAGCUCUCACAGAACGUUAACGCGCUGGUCUCCUUCCGGCGGCUGCCGGCAGAGGGGUCUGGGGGCAGCGGGAAGGAGCUGCUGGAGUCAGGGAGCCGCGUGGGUGCCCGCCACGCGCGCCUAGGGAACCCGUACUGCUCGCCCACGCUGGUGCGCAAGAAGGCCAUCCGCAGCAAGGUGCUCCGCUCCGGGGCCUACCGCGCCUGCACCUACGAGACGCAGCUGCAGCUGUCCGCCCGCGAGGCCCUUCCUGCCGCGUGGGAGGCCUGGCCCCGGGCACCCGGGGGCCCCUCGUGCCUGGUGGAGAGCGAGGGAAGCCUGACGGAGAACAUCUGGGCCUUUGCUGGCAUCUCCAGGCCCAGCGCCCUCGCGCUGCUGCGGAGAGACGUGCUGGGGGCCUUCCUGCUGUGGCCUGAGCCGGGCGCCAGUGGCCAGUGGUGCCUGUCGGUGAGGACGCAGUGCGGCGUCGUGCCGCACCAGGUCUUCCGGAACCACGUGGGCCGCUACUGCGUGGAGCACCUGCCGGCUGAGUUCCCCAGCCUGGAAGCCCUGGUGGAGCACCACGCUGGAACGGAGCGGAGCCUCUUCUGCUCCCUUGACAUGGGCCGCUUGAACCCCGGCUACGAGGAGCAGGACUGCGGGCCCGAGGGCCGGCCUCCUCGGACGCUCAGACCCCUGGGCCACGCCAAGUCUGAGGCAGAGCUGCAGGGUCUGGGCUAG
Rangifer tarandus platyrhynchus (Svalbard reindeer) is the source of this 1287-nucleotide messenger RNA. The record is from the annotation of a GenBank genome assembly. Lineage: Eukaryota; Metazoa; Chordata; Mammalia; Artiodactyla; Cervidae.